This is a messenger RNA of Blastomyces dermatitidis ER-3, 490 nucleotides long. RefSeq lists its product as uncharacterized. The record is from RefSeq and is a predicted model, not a curated record. The transcript has a single exon. The coding region runs from base 14 to 490 and encodes 158 amino acids. NCBI's taxonomy places the organism in Eukaryota, Fungi, Ascomycota, Eurotiomycetes, Onygenales, Ajellomycetaceae.
UUUUCUGCCGGGGAUGGGCCAGAUUGGGAAGGGCGGUACGAGGGUGAGACUUGGUGUUGGUGUUUUGGAACAUCAAAGAUGGACAGGGUUUUCGCGGAGGUCGCUCCUCGGAUAUCUCCACAACUACAGGUCGGGGGUCUUCCAAAAUCGAGAAGAUUGGUGCAUAUGGCUAGGUCACUUCACCUUACAAUUUGUAUGGCACUCUGGCCCGGGGUUGUGGUGUGGUAGGGGAGAACGGGGGAUAAUCCCACACAGGAGCUUCGAACAACGUCCGGUUCACGUUUGGCUGGAUAACUCCACCACCACACGGGGUAUGCGGUCGGCGAUGGGGUCAAAAUGCUCGUAUGAUCGAGGGCUUUUCGAUGGAUCUAUCGGCGGGUUCUUAUUCGAAAAAUCGAGCGAGUUCGUGGUGGAGCGGUUGAAUAGAGAUGUACACAUUGCUUGUGAAGAGCUUCAUAACCUCUUGAAGAAUAAUGUUAUUGUGUUGUAA